Molecule: messenger RNA, 1904 nt
Organism: Carassius auratus (goldfish)
Lineage: Eukaryota; Metazoa; Chordata; Actinopteri; Cypriniformes; Cyprinidae
Product: gastrula zinc finger protein XlCGF7.1-like
Exons: 3
Coding region: 149-1114 (321 amino acids)
Biological process (GO): regulation of transcription by RNA polymerase II
Molecular function (GO): DNA-binding transcription factor activity, RNA polymerase II-specific; RNA polymerase II cis-regulatory region sequence-specific DNA binding
Source: RefSeq, a predicted model, not a curated record
CCUUUGAGACACUGAGCAUAUAUAUCACAAGUACUGGGUCACGGUGAGCAACCGAACUUUAAAGUUGUGUGCGUUCAUGCAGAAAACUGAAGAAGCAGCAAGCAGGAGGAAUUACUCCAGGAGAAACUACUGACAAACUAUUGGAAAGAUGGAGUUUGAGGAAGAACCCUGCAGAAUGAGAGAUGAAGAUCCAGAGGAACAAACAGACUCCGAGAAAGUGAAUAAGGACAAGCAGCUUCAGUUUCAAAAACCUUAUGUCGCAAAUAAAGAUGGAAACGCUACCAUUUCACAGACUGAACAGAAUUUCACACCGGAAAAAAAAACUGUAAAAACUGAAGUCAAAGGAUCUUUCACCUGCACCGAGUGUGGAAAGAAUUUCACUACUAAAGGAAACCUUAAAGUGCACAUAAAAACUCACACUGGAGGAAAAAAGUUCUCAUGCACUCUAUGCGGAAAGACUUUUGUACACCAAUCCAAACUCAAAAUACACAUGAGAAUUCACACUGGAGAGAGGCCGUAUACAUGCAUUCAGUGUGGAAACAGUUUCGUUGUUAAAGGUCACCUUAAUGAUCACAUGAGAAUUCACACUGGAGAAAAACCUUUUGCAUGUUCUCAAUGUGGGAAGAGUUUCCGGUGCAAACACUUCCUCAAAAAUCAUCUUCUCUCUCACGCUGGAGUGAAAUCAUUCAGCUGUGAUCAGUGUGAUAAAACAUUUGUUGUGGAAUCAUGUUUAAGAAGACAUCUUAAAGUUCAUGCUGGUGUGAAACCUCACAUUUGCUCUUUUUGUGAAAAGGCUUUUUCACGACCAUGUGCUUUAAAAGAACAUGAAUGUAUUCAUACUUGUGUGAAACCUUAUAUGUGCAUUGACUGUGGAAAGACCUUUGCUACACUGAGCAUCUUAAAAACGCAUGAGAUAAUUCAUACUGGAGAAAGACCUUACGAGUGCUCACUGUGUGGAAAGAGUUUCACUCGCUCCGUAUACUUGAAAAAUCACGAGCAAGUUCAUACUGGAGAAAAGCCAUACCAGUGCUCUUCAUGUGGGAAGAGCUUCACCAAGGUGUGUAAUCUACAGCGGCAUCAGAAAAAACAUUGCACAAAAGGUAUCAAUGGAUAAUCUUUCCUCAAGUUUACAUGAAGUUAAGUAUUGUAUUCAACAUUGCUUAUUAGCUAAAAGCUCAUUCUUCUACCUAAAAACAGAAAAACAUCUGGUGCUGUUUUUAUUUAAAGUGAUUCUUCUCAUAAUAUGGAGAUCCACAAAUGCACCCUGAGAAAAGAUUACAUUGCUCAGGAAAAGUGAAUGUGAUCUGUGCAAUUCAGCAGUCAACUAGGCUUACAUCUUAUAGUUAAAAUAUGUAAAAGAUUUCAGAUCACACAUUGUAUGGUUGGUUAUACCUUGUAUUUUGAAGCACAGUUUGGUAAAAAUGUAAUAAACAAUUGAAUUGUUGUUGUGUCUGUGUGACUAAUUGGAGGUUCAUUAGCAUUGCUUUGACAAAAAUGUUUAAGUGACAUUAAUUCUGUCAAUGUAUGUACAAAAUCCAAACAAUGGGGAAUAUGACUAAUUGUGAAGGCUACUGCAAUGUAAAAAUGAAGUAUAACCACUGCAUUAAAUUACAAACCGAGAUUAGCUUUUAUUUUAUUAGGAGUUUCACAAAAGAAAACAUUGUUUAAUUCUACCUGUCGUUUCAAGGUCAUGGUUUAAUGUUGUGUUGGAGGACAACAAUCAUUGCUAGUGUUACGAAGAAAACAUGUAUGAUGUGUUUUAGUGAAAUUAACUGCUGUACUAAAGUGGUUUAGAGAACCGUUUUGAAGAGGUGAACUAAAUAUUAAGAUUGGGAUUUGUACCGGUAGAGGCAUACAUUAUUUUACAACCCCCUUUGCAAAUGUUUUAUUGACUAUCAAAUGCA